Messenger RNA from Paramacrobiotus metropolitanus, 4283 nucleotides. RefSeq lists its product as uncharacterized. Lineage: Eukaryota; Metazoa; Tardigrada; Eutardigrada; Parachela; Macrobiotidae. Gene Ontology annotation, molecular function: cGMP binding; intracellularly cGMP-activated cation channel activity; intracellularly cAMP-activated cation channel activity. Gene Ontology annotation, cellular component: intracellular cyclic nucleotide activated cation channel complex; plasma membrane. The transcript is spliced from 13 exons. Bases 642 to 3995 code for a protein of 1117 amino acids. The record is from RefSeq and is a predicted model, not a curated record. Gene Ontology annotation, biological process: monoatomic cation transmembrane transport.
GUGCUAUCGUGUGCUGUCGCCGCAUGCAACGGGAACGGGAGAGACACUGUUUAACUGCGACGGACAAAGGCUGGUCGAUGGUAACCUGCCGCACAGUUAAUCUCAAAGCGGAUCGAUCACCGGAAGACCAUGCUUGUUGGAGCAUCCCCGACCGGUGUAGCCGUGUAGCUGUGGAGUGGAAAGCAAACAUGCGGUAACAGCGCCUGUUUGUUGGGAGGUAUUUUCGGGAACGUUCACUCCAGCGCAUAGACUGCAUGUUCAACCAGCGUACGAAUGCCGGUUCAGCGGAUCCGCCGUGGCUGCGCUACCUGGCUGAAUGACGUGAUCAUGAGUCGAUAUUCAUAUUUUGUCCAUAUUUGAAGGUCUAGUUCAGUUCAAUACAGGAUACAGGAACGAGGAAAGUGCAAUGCUGAAGGUCCACGAGAGUGGCGUAGGACUCGUUGCCAUCAUCUUCCACUUCAAUUAGACGAGCUGCGUUAUUGUCUGAGCAUUGAUUUUGAACAAUAGGAAUGGACACAGUGCAGGAUAACGUACGCUAUACCAUAAUCUACCGUGACAACGGAUAAUCUCCUGAAAGUUACUCCACGUUGACGGACCAAUUCCUUUAUUGUUUCUUCUGUAACACUGUCGAUUAGCGUGCCAUGACUGGAGCACCGGCUGCCGUUGGCCCAACGCUGGAAGUGAAGGAUCCUUAUAAAAUCGGACCUUUCAAAUUCAAUCCACAAUGGGUGCAGAAACCAUAUUCGGACAGCUACUUUAAAUGGCUCAUCGUCAUAUCCUGCGCCGUGUGGUACAACCUGAUAUUGACCCUUCCACGUGCCGUGUUCCACGAGAUACACGAAGGCAAUCAGUUGUACUUCUUCCUUUUCGUCGAUUAUCUCUGUGAUUUGUUGUAUCUGGUGGAUAUGGGAAUAAAGACUAUUACAGGUUAUUUCGAAAACGGUAUACUUAUAAAAGAACCACGGAAGCUGAUGGCCGCGUAUAAGAAGUCCAGCACUUUCAUCUGGGAUAUAAUCAGUAUACUGCCGACGGAUUUGUUUUAUUUUUUAACUGGCUGGUACGCGCCAUACCCCAUACUGCGGAUUAACAGAAUCUUCCGCUUGGGUCGCACGCAUGAUUUCUAUUAUCGCGCACAGACGCGUUUGGAUUCUCCCAAUACGUUUCGCCUCAUAUAUUUGAUUCUGACGAUGAUCGUCGUUGUGCAUCUGAACGCCUGUGUGUACUACUGGGUCAGCUCACAAGUCGGCAUCGGUUCCGACCGGUGGGCGUAUCCCGGCCGGGCCGGUUGGCGUUAUGCGGAGCACGGUGGUGGUCACGGCGGUGGACACGGCGCGGCUCAUGGCGGACACGAAGGCAACGCCACAGAAGACCUUUCCUUGGACCAUAACGAACUGGCGCACGAUCUGGGUUUCGCUCACGGAGUGGAGAACGGAACGGACUCUGGCCAUCUGAACGGCAGUCUCAGUCACGCAUUCCCUCUCGAGCUCGACCACUUGGAUGCCGAAACCGAUAUCGAUUUUCCCGGAUCACUCAACAGUUCAACAACGGCGCACGUCUCGGUGACGAUUCGCGGAGGCAGUGAGCUGGGACAUGUCGAUUUAUCGGUUACGGGAUUCGCCGGCGGUCCGACCAAGAUGAAUGUGGAGCGGUCAACCGCCCGCGUGGCUAGUGCCGGUCUGACGUCAACGGACCGUCCGACAACUGGCCAAUCAGCGCGCACGACGAUCAUCGCGGCGAGCUCGUACGAUGAAACGAAGCUUACCGGAAAGUACGGUCACGCAUACACCUGCCAGAACAACAACGAGCAAACUGCAUUUGUCGUUGGACAACGCCCAUGCGGCACAGGAAUCGACCUGACGCCGCAGGUCACGGAAAAUCCAUUAAAAGCUCUUGAACGGCGGAUGCAGGAGGAAUUUGAUCAGAGUACUACAAUUCUACCACAAACUACUGCACCUACUACCGGUACCACCAAUGGAAACGUGCAACAUGAAACGAAUCACAAUCCCAAGAGCGAUACCUCGCACCAAACGGCCAAUGGGGAAUCACAUGCCGAUGGGAAAACAACUGACACUGAAAGUGCCAGUCGCACACAAGAACAUACAGGCUCACCAGCGGAAAACCAUGAGAGUGUCAGCGGAGCCGGUGGGCACGCUGCGCAGGGACAAUCGGCAUCGGGGAAUGCCGGCGGUGUCGAUGAAAAUCCCCCUAAUGCACACGGAACAAGUCAUGGAACGGCAGGAACGCCACAAUCUCCACAAUCGCGGUCUGAUGAUUCCCAGAACCAGCAUUCAGAGGGUCAAGCGUCCGAAACCCAUGGAUCGUUUGCGGACACGGGAAACUCUUCAGGUGAUCAUGGAAAUACACAUACAGAAGACACUACUGGUCACGGUGAAUCGAGCGCCCAUGCACAACCAGGAGCGCACGAUAACGGAUCCGGUCCAACCGAAGGCAGCGGUCACGGAGAGUCAGGGACACAUGGUAGGGCCGAUCAUGCCGCUGGGGAUCACGCAGAAGCGAGUGGGCAUGGUCAGUCAGAUACUCAUGGCGGAGGAGGCCAUGGCGACAGCGCAAACAACGCACAUAGCGAGGGAAGCGGCCAUGGAGAAACGACGGGGCAUGAAACUGGUGGACAUGGUGCUAGUGCUCAUGGUGAAGGAAGCGGUCACGCAUCCGAUAGCCAUGGCGCAACCGGCGGUCAUGGCGAAGCAGAUCAUGGAACAGGAGCUGAACAUGGUAGUGCCGAACACGGCAGUACCGGGCACGGAGAAGCUGGCGGACAUGGUGGAGGAGGGCAUGGAGAAGGAGGUCACGGGGCCGGUAGUGGGCAUGGGGCGGAAGGUGGGCAUGGAGGUGGAGAAGGAGGCGGAGAGGGAGAGGGAGGGGGCCAUCACAAGCCGAUCGUGAUUAGCGACAAAUUUCUCAACGAUACGCUGCUGCAGAAAUACUCGUACUGUCUCUACUGGUCGGUAAAAAUGAUGACAUCGAAACCGUACGAAUUGGCCAACCCCACCACCACCAACGAAUUCCUCUUUCAUAUCUUUGACGCUUUCUUGGGAAUAUUUAUGUUCGCUAGUAUUGUCAGCGAGGUCGACGGGAUUAUUGAACGCAUCAACAAGGCUUCCGACGACUUUAAGGAAAAACUGGAUUCCGUGAAGCAAUAUAUUAGUAUGCGCAAGGUGGGACGUGAAAUGGAAAGUCGCGUGGUGAAAUGGUUUGAUUAUGUUUGGGCCAAUAACGGAUCACUGGACGAAGAUUCCGUUCUGGCGGUAUUACCGGCGUAUCUCAGGAUGGAAAUCGCUCGCUUCGUCCAUCUGGACGUCCUGAAAAAAGUGCCUAUAUUCCAAGGAAUUGAUGAGCAGUUUUUGCUGGAACUGGCCGAGAAGUUGCGCUUUGAGGCAUUCUGUCCGGGGGAUUACGUGUGCCGGAAAGGUGACAUUGGCCGGGAAAUCUAUGUGGUACGGCGUGGUCUGCUGAAUGUGAUUGCUGCGGAUGGAGUGAAGGUGAUUGUGACGCUGAAGAGCGGUGUGGUCUUUGGCGAAUUAAGCCUCCUCAACGUCCCUGGCUCAGCUAACGGCAAUCGGCGCACCGUCACGGUCCGGACCGUGGGCUACGCUGACCUGUUUAGUCUUUCCAAAGAAGCCUUCUGGACGUGUCUGGAAGAGUAUCCCGAUGUUAAAGAACAGCUUAUGGAGAAAGCUCGAAAGAUCCUACAAAAGGACAAUCUGUACAAUGAAGAAGCGGCCCGGGAAGCUGCCCGCCGGGGGCGGAAUUUUGAGGAGGUAGCCGGUCGACUGGAAGAGAAUCUGGACGUUAUGUCACGGCGCUUAAUGCGCUUCUGGCAGGAACAGAUUGAGAUUAAUCAGUCGCUCCUCAGUAAACUGGAGCGAUUAGAGACACUGCGACGACAGCAGCGGAAGAACCAGACUAAAGUGCGCGAAGUGGGCGAUUUGUUGGACCUGUCGCAGGAUAUAACCGGCGCUACGGUUGCGCCGUAACUGUCAUUAUUCUGUGCGGGAAAUGCAGGCAUUGGGUCGUGCUUUCUGGACACAAAGUGUCCGUAGGGCUUUACAACAUACCUGUCAUUUUUCGGAAUGCGUUUUUUAUGAAACGCGUUACGAAUUUGUAUAAAUUUCGUUACCGGCAUGUUUUAAGCUUGCAAAAAAUUUAGGUUAUGAAAUUUACUACUGUCUCAUUUUUUCAUGGUAGAAGCUUUUUCUGUACGGAAGUACAGUUCAUAGCUACGGUACUCGUCAGUCGUCACUGAUUUUACAAGAAAAAGGAAA